UCGCGGUGGGUGGCGCAGGAGCUGCUGGCGGGGCUGCUUCGGGCCACGGGCUGCGGCUCGGUGCCUGAAUUCCUCCGCGGGCAGGACGAAGAGGAGGAAGGAAGGUUUGCAGCAGUGAUGGGGCUCCUGAAGCAGGAGCUGACCAAAGACGCUUGGAAGUGCAACCCUGCCAUGAAGCACGUGUUCUCCUGGACGCUGCUUCACAUCACCCGGCCCUGGCUCAGCCGUUACCUGGAGAGUGUUCUCCCGCCGUCGUUGCUCAUCUCAGAUGACUACCAGGAGGAGAAUAAAAUCCUGGGUGUGCGCUGCCUGCAUCAUAUCAUUCUCAAUGUGCCGGCUGCUGAUCUGUGCCAGUUCAACAGAGCUCAAGUGGUGUACCAUGCCCUUUACAACCAUCUCUAUUCGCGUGAGGCCCCUCUCAUCGAGGCGGUACUGCUGUGCUUGCUGGACUUGCUGCCUGUGCUGGAGAGAGCCCAGCGGCACCAGAAGGAGGCCCGGCCAACCGCCCCCUGCGAUGAGGUCUUGCAACUGGUUCUCACCCACAUGGAGGCAGAGCAUCGUGUUGCGCUGCGGCGGGUGUACGCCAGGACCCUGCCAGCCUUUGUGCAGAGACUUGGCAUCCAGAUAGCCCGGCACCUGAAGAGGCUGGAGCGGGUUAUCCUGGGGUAUCUGGAGGUCUGUGAUGGUCCUGAGGAGGAAGCUCGGCUGGGAAUACUGGAGACACUGCAAUGCACCAUAGAGCAUGCCUGGCCCAGAAUGCCAUGCAGGCUCCCUGUGCUCCUCAAGGCCCUCCUGAAGAUGAUCUGGGAUGUACACACUGACCAAGGUUCAACACCAGAGCCAGUAAAAGCAGCCUUGCUGCAGGGAGCCACUGAGUGCCUCAUCCUGCUGGAUCGGUGCUCUGAGGGGCAAGUGAAGAUCCUGCUGGAAGGAGUGUACAGCAGCUGUGAGGAGGGCCGUGUACGGGAGUGCAUCAGGAAAGUGCAAGAGAACACGUGAGGCAUGGCUGAUCCGACGUUCACCCUGCUUUUGUAUAGUAAACUAUUUUUUUAUUUAAAGUUA
Messenger RNA from Struthio camelus australis, 1062 nucleotides. It is a transcript of the gene TTI2, whose product is annotated as TELO2 interacting protein 2. NCBI's taxonomy places the organism in Eukaryota, Metazoa, Chordata, Aves, Struthioniformes, Struthionidae. Gene Ontology annotation, cellular component: nucleus; cytosol; TTT Hsp90 cochaperone complex. The record is from RefSeq and is a predicted model, not a curated record.